GCGGCUCCCGGUAGGCGGGUGUUCAGAUGGUGAGUCCGGGAUUGUGAGCGCCUCUUCAGUUCAUCGACAAACCGCACACCGACCGCAGCACCGGAGACACGCGCGAUGCACCGCGACGCGUGAUCCGCGACAGACGCACCGCUUCGCUCCGCAGUCGGUGAUGGGGCAGCACAUGCGGCUCCGGUGAAUGGCGCGUCUUCUCGGAGUGUCGGUACCGGGGACGCAGAGCACCAGAGACGCGGAACGCACCGAGCGCUGAGGAGCCAUGGGGAUCCGCCACCUCCUGCUGCUGCUGCUCUCCCUGCACCCGCUGAGCGUCUCCUGCACCCUGAGCGCCAAACGCGUCAAACCCGCGCCGCGGAGGAGCCCGAAGCCCCGGGAGAUGAACGGAACCACCGUCGCGCCCUCCGCCGCCACGCAGCGCAGCACGCAGGUCCGGCCGGCGCACACGCACGAGACCUGCCGCGGAUACUUCGACGUGAGCGGGCAGUACGACAAAGAGUUCGAGUGCAACAACACCGACCACCGGUACUGCUGCGGCUCCUGCUACCUGCGCUUCUGCUGCCAGUUCAAGGGGAACCGCCUCGACCAGCGCACCUGCAAGAACUACCACAAGCCGGACUGGGUGAAGACGGUGACGGCCUCUCCGGUGCCCACCGGCGACACGUACGACCCGAGCCUGGACCAGACGAACACGGCGGUGUACAUCACCUGCGGGAUCAUCGCCUUCAUCAUCCUCAUCGGGGUCUCCACGAAAGUGGCGUACGACAAGGCGACGCAGCCGCCGCAGGAGAUGAACAUACACAGAGCGCUGGCUGAUAUCCUCCGGCAGCAGGGCCCCAUCCCCAUAUCUCAGUACGACUGUGAGAACUUUGCUGCGAUGAACAGCUCAUCCAAAGACGACACGCCGCAGCGCUCCAAGAACCACUACACACCCACACACAGCAAAGCCAACCACGGUGAGUCCAACACACUCACACACACACUCACACACACACACUCACACAGCAAACCCAAGUCUGUUGCUGAACACAGGAGGAGAUAUUUAGAGGAAUGUUGGGUUGGACUGUCCUCGAUCUCCGCAGUAGGGUAGAGUGCUGCAGCAGUCUCUGGUGGACUCCAACAUUCUUUAAAAUAUCUUCAGACUUUAUUUACGGUGGAUCUCCUGCUGUCGGUGCAUCGCUGCGGUUAUUCAGUCGUCUGCUCUGGGGGAGAGUCCUCUGAGCGCCGCAGGGAAACACCACUGAAGGUCUCGCUGCUCUGGAAAGAGAUGACUGACUGAAGAGU
Danio rerio (zebrafish) is the source of this 1287-nucleotide messenger RNA. It is a transcript of the gene shisa6b, whose product is annotated as shisa family member 6b. NCBI's taxonomy places the organism in Eukaryota, Metazoa, Chordata, Actinopteri, Cypriniformes, Danionidae. The record is from RefSeq and is marked validated. Gene Ontology annotation, cellular component: membrane.